Messenger RNA from Cucurbitaria berberidis CBS 394.84, 918 nucleotides. RefSeq lists its product as uncharacterized. Lineage: Eukaryota; Fungi; Ascomycota; Dothideomycetes; Pleosporales; Cucurbitariaceae. The record is from RefSeq and is a predicted model, not a curated record. The transcript has a single exon. The coding region runs from base 1 to 918 and encodes 305 amino acids.
AUGCUUUGUGGCGAUAACCCUUAUUCCCCUAGGCCUUAUAUCGCACAGAACCUUCAGCGCCUCGUGCAAUCACUAAGCAAUUACAUCCAAAGCGCCAGUUCUCUCCAGGAUGAGAUCAGCAAAUAUAUCGAACUCUACGCGGCUCCCAAAUGCCGCGAGUUAUGCGACUUGAUGUACGAUAAAUUGCCUAGGGAGUUGCGAGAAAUGGUGUAUAAGUACAUACUGCGGGGGCCCAAAAAGCUAUUCGACGCACAUGUUCUCAGUCCCUCGUCUUGGCCUUUACCCACGGUCUCGGGAUUCAAUUACCCUACCCCUAACGACAGCAGCUCCCUUUCCUUCCACAGGGAUAACGUCACAUUCUCGCAUGUCUUCUACGACGCUUUCGCUGGUCCGCACAUACGGCCUGAAAUCAUUGAGUCUUGGUAUCGAGCAAAAACUUUCACCUUCACGGACUGUGAAGUCAUCGCGUCCUUCUUGGAGCGCGACUACUGGGGCUGCAAUGUAGAUCUCCGAUCUUGUGUCAAGAACAUCGAGAUCGUUAAGACGGUUUGGGACCAGGAACAGAUGGCCGGUCUGGACGAGACGUUUGCUCUGGUGGUGGAGACGCAAUUUGCAGCUAUCAAAGGCCUAGAUAUCUUAUUCAAUCUGAGCGAGGGAGCAAAGAUUACGUUCCUGAUCAGGGGUCCAGGCGUUAGAAAGUGGCGCAGGGCGUCGUAUAAAAUAACCUUGGAAGAUGUCCGACGCGCUGUACAUAGUUUGAGAAUGUUCCCUAUAAUUAGUCAGGUGUUGAAGGAGGGUUGUGAGGUCCUUGUUAAGUUUGAGGAUCAAGAGACUUUCGAGGUGAACAAGGGGCAAGUGACGGAAAACCAUUGGGUUGAGAAGAGCAAGUCCGGUACUGGAAAAGCCGGAUGUCACUAG